This is a messenger RNA of Vespa velutina, 5972 nucleotides long. RefSeq names its product potassium voltage-gated channel protein Shal (gene Shal). The coding region runs from base 2232 to 4076 and encodes 614 amino acids. The transcript is spliced from 7 exons. Gene Ontology annotation, cellular component: voltage-gated potassium channel complex; membrane. Gene Ontology annotation, molecular function: protein binding; A-type (transient outward) potassium channel activity. The record is from RefSeq and is a predicted model, not a curated record. Gene Ontology annotation, biological process: protein homooligomerization; potassium ion transmembrane transport. NCBI's taxonomy places the organism in Eukaryota, Metazoa, Arthropoda, Insecta, Hymenoptera, Vespidae.
GAAAGAAAGAGACAGAGAGGGUGGGAGGGAAAGGGAGAGAAAAAAAGAGCGAGAGAAAAAAAAGAGAGAGAGAGAGAGAGAGACUCGUGCUUGCGAUCGUGCCGCGCACUAAAGCACGCAUUUCCGAGAGCGCGAGCUCGAACGCGCAACGGCGAGGAUUAGAACACGAGAACGAAUAGAAAGGACCGUGACCAAGACGACUACGAGACGAGGACGAGACGAGACGAGACGAGGACGAGACGAGACAAGGACGAGACGAAACGAGACGACACGAGACGAGACAAGACGGAAACGUGCCGGUGACGCGGACAACCAAUUUUCGAAUCGAAACGCCAUACGACGACGCGACGAAAUACGUAUGGACGUCGAGAGGACAAAGAGGAGGAACGUUUUCACGAUGCUUUCGGGCAUGCGGAGCUUUCAGCUCUGACAUGCGUCGGGAGCGGACUCAAGCUCGACGACACUCCUGCCGCCGCCGCCGCCGCCGCUGCUGCUGCUGCUGCUGCUGCUGCUGCCGCUGCUGCUGCUGCUGCUAUUGUUGCUGCUACUCUUCUCCUUUUACGUGCGCCAUCGAGUUUUCCUCCUACGAGGGCUUUCUUCAAAGGCAACGACGACGACGACGACGUAUCGUCGAGUGAACCUCCGGGGAUUCGCUAGGUUGGAAGCUCACGCGAGUGCUUCUAGAAGUUGCCCGAUAAAUUCGAACGCGCCAUCGAAAGAGAAUUGCUCUUCUACUUUUUAUUAUUUUUCCGCGAUAACACGUAACAUCUUUCGAUACAUUUCUUUGAUUCGCCGAUACAGUUAAUUAUGUGAAAAAGCUCCGACAAUAGUAAGAGAGGAAUAUUGCGCGCAUUCCGUUCUAGUACGAUACGAUUGAAAGCUCGUUGCUUUUUGUACAGCGAACGGUGGGAAAGGCCGAUAAAAAGGAAAAGAAAGACAGAAAGAAAUAAAAAGGAAUAGAGAGAAAAAGAAAGAGAGAGAGAGAGAGAGAGAGAGAGAGAGAGAAAGAGAGAGAGAGAGAGAGAGAGAGAGAGAGUGAGAGAAAGAAGGGCUCUCGUAAUUUUAAACACACGUUUGGGCCCUUCGAUAUUCUUUUUUUAUCGUACUACCCGACGCCGUCCUUCAUCGUUGUUCUUCACAUUUUUUAUCCGUCGAGACGCGCCGAAUCAUAUAUCGGUCAGGAAUUUUUUUCAAUGGUACAUGGUUUAUAGAGAUUUUUUCUCCUUAUCGGUGAUGAUCCCAAGAGUGCCGCUCUUUUUCGGCUGAUCGCCAAGAUCAGCCGCACCGGCGUUCCGCGCGCAGAGAAUACGUUACGUAUAUAUUAAACAACAUUACGUAUCGUAUGAUUUGAAAGCGUGCUCGAGCUCGAGAUGAAGAGAGAAGUGAUAUUAUCACAAGCGAUAUCCUGCUGAAUCAUGAGAAAAUAUAUAAUAAAUACUAUAUAAGAAAGAUUUCUUCGUCCUAACGAAAAUUCGAUGGAACUCUGAGAAUCAAAGGACAUCUCGUUCCAACAUGUCGUCCGUUUUCGUUAUUACUACUUUUACGUGAAAAAAGAAGGGUGAAGAAGAAAGUAGGAAAGAGAUCGCAGCUUGCGAGCUCGUUAACUCGAGAAUGUAGUCAAGAAGAGAAGAGGAAGAUAGCGAUCGAAGAAAGGAUUCGUGUCGAGAAUGCUGGAAGACGAGUUCCUCCAGUGUUUUCGAGAGUUUAGCUGUUUGAGUCUGUGUCGUUCAAGGACGAAUCUUUGUCAAGGUCGAUCCUAACGCCUAGACGGCGUGAAGAUCGAAGAAAAGAAGUAGAAGAAGGAGAAGAAGAAAGAAAGAAAGUAGGAGAGGAGGAAUGCAGUGGUACGAUGUGGAGGUUCGAGGUCAAUCUCGAGUCUAAUAGGAUAGGGAAUCGUGAUAUCGUUGUGGUCGGCGUCACUUUCGAUGUCACUCUCGUCAUCGACGGCAGAGGUUUGCCGUUGAGAAGAGAGUACUGCCAGUGUUCGGGCGCUUCCAUCAUCGUCGAUGACUUUGGCGAACGAGGAACGCCGAGCGAGAAGCAGCCUCGAGCAUACGAUGAGCUUCGUUAGAGAUCCUAGAAGGAAUUUUCGAAUUAAAUGCGAUCUUGGUGAGAUCGAGAAAUAAUACUUGCAGGUGAUAGAUGAUAAGAGGAGAAAAAGAGAGAUAGAAAAGGAGAGAAAGAGAAAGUGAGAAAAAGAGAGAGAGAAAAGAAAGAUUCCACCAUCGAGCAUGGCCUCGGUGGCAGCGUGGCUGCCAUUCGCCCGUGCGGCGGCGAUCGGUUGGGUGCCGAUCGCCACACACCCACUGCCACCGCCGCCGAUACCGAAGGAUCGUCGCAAAGCCGACGAUGAGAAGCUCCUUAUUAACGUAAGCGGUCGUAGAUUCGAGACGUGGAGAAAUACACUUGAAAAAUAUCCGGACACGUUGCUCGGUUCGAACGAGCGCGAGUUCUUUUAUGACGAGGAGAGCAAGGAGUAUUUUUUCGAUCGCGAUCCGGACAUUUUUCGUCACAUAUUGAAUUACUACAGAACCGGUAAGCUCCACUAUCCGAAACACGAAUGUCUGACGAGCUAUGACGAGGAGCUCGCUUUCUUCGGUAUCCUACCGGAUGUGAUAGGCGACUGCUGUUAUGAGGAUUAUCGCGAUCGCAAACGCGAAAAUGCGGAACGUCUGAUGGACGACAAACUCAGCGAAAACGGCGAUCAGAAUCUUCAGCAGUUGCUCGAUAUAAGACAAAAGAUGUGGCGAGCCUUCCAAAAUCCACACAUCUCAACCGCGGCGUUGGUCUUCUACUACGUUACCGGUUUCUUCAUCGCCGUGAGCGUGCUGGCGAACGUGGUGGAAACCGUGCCAUGCGGCAAUAGACCUGGUCGUGCGGGUACACUUUCAUGCGGCGAACGAUACAAGAUCGUCUUUUUCUGCCUCGACACCGCCUGUGUCAUGAUCUUCACCGCCGAAUACUUGCUCAGGCUUUUCGCCGCGCCAAGUCGUUGCAAGUUCGCGCGAUCGGUGAUGUCGAUCAUUGACGUAGUCGCUAUACUGCCCUAUUACAUCGGUCUUGGUAUAACCGACAACGACGACGUUUCCGGCGCUUUCGUAACUUUACGCGUCUUUCGCGUAUUCCGAAUCUUCAAGUUCUCCAGGCACUCCCAGGGCCUCAGGAUUCUUGGUUACACCCUAAAGUCCUGCGCAUCCGAACUUGGCUUUCUUGUAUUCUCCCUCGCCAUGGCCAUCAUCAUCUUCGCCACCGUCAUGUUCUAUGCGGAGAAGAACGUUGACGGUACGAACUUCACCUCGAUACCUGCUGCCUUCUGGUACACCAUCGUUACGAUGACUACGCUGGGGUACGGUGACAUGGUUCCGAAAACGAUCGCGGGAAAAAUCGUCGGGGGUGUAUGCUCCUUGAGCGGUGUCCUAGUGAUCGCUUUACCGGUACCUGUUAUCGUCAGUAAUUUCAGCAGAAUAUAUCAUCAAAAUCAACGUGCCGAUAAAAGGAAGGCACAGAGGAAAGCGAGGUUGGCUCGCAUCAGAAUCGCUAAAGCAUCAAGCGGUGCAGCCUUUGUCAGCAAAAAGAAAGCGGCCGAAGCACGAUUGGCUGCGCAGGAGAGUGGCUUGCAGUUGGACGAGAACUACAAGGAGGAGGAUAUUUUCGAAUUACAACAUCAUCAUUUACUUCGUUGUUUAGAGAAGACGACGGAUCGCGAGUUCGUGGAAAUGGAGGUGCCCUAUAAUGGUGCCCCAAAGAGGCCAGGUUCGCCGUCACCAUUGACGUCACCUGCCCACAGCACUGCCUCGAGAGGCGGCCUCCUGCAGUCCUGUUGCGGUCGCUGCUACCCUCAGCGUUACCAGAGCUUGUCCUAUCAGCUCACCUCGAACGAGAGCAAGGAUAGAGUGGUGCUCGUAUAUGGCGACCGUAUACAAGUGCGGAAAAAGGACCUAAAGAAGCGCGGUUCCCACACCUGUGACAUGCAGGCCCUACAGCCACUUCCGGUCCCCACCACCACAACCAACACCGCGCCUGCCAUGACUACUUCCGGUGGGCAGCCACCGCUUCCGCUUUCGGAGACCGCUUGAGUACGAUCGAGACCAAUCACGAUCACCAUAUCCGCUAAUAAGAUCACCUAUAACUAUCAUCGUUCUUCUCUACCGAUUGCUUCGAGAAAUAACCAUGGCCAUCUGGCCAUGAAUACGUAAAGAAAGAACGAAUACACGAGUCGACGAGAUAGAAGUUUCGAAAUGUCUACUACUACCCGGGAGAAAUAAUCGAGAGAUUAUUUGAAAAAAUGAGGAAAAAUCGACGAGAAGUUUCUCAAGAUAUAUCAUCGGAUCAAGAAUGGAAUAUUCAAGCAAGAUAAAAAUUGAGAGAAUGGAAUUGAUACGAUUUAACUACGAUCCAAGAUCAACGAUUGAUUCUUCUUGAAGAAAUUUUGUAUUGGAUCUCGUCGAUGAGACUAUAUGCACUGUUAAUUUUUAUUUCUAAUAUACAUGCACAUAUACACACAAAUACACACACAUACACACACAGAGAUGAUUUUGAUUCCGGCGAGAAAAGAUAGAAAAAGAUUGAAUCGAUGAUUUUGCAUAGGGAUCUUAAUAGCGAGAUUAAACGUCCAAAACGUUUCAACGGUGACCAUAGAAAUUCACGGUCUCGUUGUAACCUUUCGAAAAGAAAUUCUUCGCGUUUGACUUCGCGUUUACAGAAAUUUUCAUUGGACCGUAUGACAGAAAUUAUAAUGAUAAUACGUUAAUACUUUAGAUCCAGAAAGUCACUCGCAAAGGAUUACUAUAGAAUUUCCAAGAAUGAUGAUUCGAACGAAUUGAAUUUCUACAUUGAGUUUGAAUCAUUAUUCGGGAUUCGUUUUAUCGAUGUUAAUUAUAUCGACAUUCAUCGACGUUCGAUAUAUUAUGAUGUUGUUUGCGCGCUUCUCUGUAAUUUGUUUAUCUUAUCAGAAAAGGAUGUAGGAAGAAGAUAGAAAAAAAGAAUGAGAUCUAAUUCUUAAUAAAAUGAAUCGAUUCUACCUACGAGAGGAAAGAUAGACAAGUUGCGAAAUGAGAAAAUGGCACCAUAAUAUGCCUUACUCCGAGUCGUAUAGUUAUUUUUCAUAUCUCGCAAAAAGUUUUAGAUAUAUUCGAUAAUCUCAAACGUGGUGAGAUCGUGACGAUCUUACGAAUAAUUCGUAUGUGAAUGAUAUAUAUUAAUAAAUCUAUGUACUUAUUUUUGUUGAUUAGGCGAUCGGGCUUCGGGUCGAACUUCGUCGUUUCCUUAAAAAGAGAAAUUUUUCACCGUUUCUUAAUUCCUCAUUUUCUCUUGAUGCAUGUAUAACUAAUUACUUAUUAAUAUUUAAUAUAAUAUCGAAAAUUAAAAUUUUUCAUAAUUAUCAAUCGUUUUUUAAGAUGUCAUUAAAAGCGUAUGCAAAUAUGCAGGUACAGUGUGUCUUAAAAUUUAAAAUAUCUAUUUUAAUGAAAUCGGCUGAAUUUAUAAAGAAGAAGAAGAAAAAAAAAAGAAAAGAAUUCACAUAAAUUUAUAUUUAUUACUUAAUUAUGAUUCAAAAAAUGAUUUAUAUAUUUUAACUCAAAAUUUUAUUGAUUAAUAUCUGCCAUGUUCAAUAUGUGCUAUAUCUUUAUAUCUGCAAAUUUUAAAUCUAUCCUUAGGGUUGCGAAAAAAAAAAACACAUUUUGUAAUUGUUAUUUUGUAUAUGUCGAGUCUUCCAAUGACUUCCGUAAUUGAACAAUUGCCGUACUUAUUUGAUACCAAUUGUUUGUUAUGUGCUGUUCUCGUUUUCUUCCUACCUCGUCCGGAUAUGAAUCCAAUUCUUUUAAGUUUUCUUCACAAGUUCACGAAUCGCAUUGUCUAUAGAAUGAUUUCAUUACAUUGCACUCAUUUGAUAUGGGAUAUUAUAGCAAAGAUGCAUUCUUGUGUAUUUAUUGUUAGAAUUUUGAAUGUGAAUGAGAAUAAAAUUUGAAAAUUUA